AGAUCGCGGGGAGAGUGUUGUAGCCGCUAUGUUGGAAUUCGCUUGGUAGGGCCCAAGGUCGGGCAAAAGUGGAUCCGCUGUCUAUUCUUGUGACCAGCAGUAGCUUCUGGGGAGCUUUAAGCCCCGAGGGCCUGGCGCAGCGGUGAGGCCGAACUGCUUUGUGGCCUGUUUGAUUCCUAGCAGAAGUUUACUUGUCCAAGUCAGUAGAGAAGAUGCAUAUUAAGUCAAUCAUUCUUGAGGGAUUUAAGUCCUAUGCUCAGAGAACUGAAGUCAAUGGUUUUGACCCCCUCUUCAAUGCUAUCACCGGUUUAAAUGGUAGUGGAAAAUCCAACAUACUGGACUCCAUCUGCUUUUUGCUGGGCAUUUCCAACCUGUCUCAGGUUCGGGCUUCUAAUUUACAAGAUUUAGUUUACAAAAACGGGCAGGCGGGGAUUACCAAAGCCUCCGUGUCAAUCACAUUUGAUAAUUCUGACAAAAAGCAAAGUCCUUUAGGAUUUGAGGUUCAUGACGAAAUUACAGUAACGAGGCAGGUGGUUAUUGGUGGUAGAAAUAAAUAUUUAAUCAAUGGAGUAAAUGCAAACAAUACCAGAGUACAAGAUCUCUUCUGUUCUGUUGGCCUUAACGUUAACAACCCUCACUUUCUCAUCAUGCAGGGCCGAAUUACAAAAGUGUUGAACAUGAAACCUCCAGAGAUUUUAUCCAUGAUAGAAGAAGCAGCUGGAACCAGGAUGUAUGAAUACAAAAAAAUAGCUGCCCAGAAAACUAUAGAAAAAAAAGAGGCUAAGCUGAAAGAAAUUAAGACGAUACUUGAAGAAGAGAUUACUCCAACCAUUCAAAAAUUGAAAGAGGAAAGAUCUUCCUACUUGGAGUACCAAAAAGUAAUGAGGGAAAUAGAACAUUUGAGCCGUUUAUAUAUUGCUUAUCAGUUUUUGCUGGCCGAAGAUACAAAAGAACGCUCAGCUGAGGAGUUAAAAGAAAUGCAAGAUAAAGUUGUAAAGCUUCAAGAAAAAUUGUCUGAGAAUGAUAAAAAAAUAAAAGCACUUAGUCAUGAAAUAGAAGAAUUGGAAAAAAGAAAAGAUAAGGAAAUUGGAGGUAUACUCCGGUCUUUAGAAGAUGCUCUUGCAGAAGCUCAGCGAGUUAAUACGAAAUCUCAAAGUGCCUUUGAUCUCAAGAAGAAAAAUCUGGCAAGUGAAGAGAACAAACGCAAAGAGCUAGAAAAAAAUAUGAUUGAGGAUUCUAAAACUUUAGCAGCAAAGGAGAAGGAGGUUAAAAAGAUAACAGAUGGGCUGAAUGCCCUUCAGGAAGCAAGUCAUACAGAUGCGGAAGCUCUGGCUGCGGCACAGCAGCACUUCAACGCCGUUUCCGCUGGACUGUCUAGUAAUGAAGAUGGCGCAGAAGCAACUCUUGCUGGUCAAAUGAUGGCCUGUAAAAACGACAUAAGUAAAGCUCAGACAGAAGCCAAACAGGCUCAGAUGAAGUUGAAGCAUGCCCAACAAGAAUUAAAGACUAAACAAGCUGAAGUUAAGAAGAUGGAUAGUGGCUACAGGAAGGAUCAAGAAGCUUUAGAAGCUGUGAAGAAACUUAAAGAAAAACUUGAAGCUGAAAUGAAAAAGCUAAAUUAUGAAGAAAACAAGGAGGAAGGACUUCUGGAAAAGCGCAGGCAGUUAUCUCGUGAUAUCAGUCGAUUGAAAGAAACCUAUGAAGCUCUCUUAGCCAGAUUCCCCAAUAUUCAAUUUGCCUACAGGGAUCCAGAGAAGAACUGGAAUAGAAAUUGUGUGAAAGGACUUGUAGCUUCUCUGAUUAGUGUGAAAGAUACUUCUGCAACCACAGCUUUAGAAUUAGUGGCUGGGGAACGGCUCUACAAUGUUGUAGUAGACACAGAGGUUACUGGAAAAAAGCUACUUGAAAAGGGGGAUUUGAAACGUCGAUACACUAUAAUUCCACUGAAUAAGAUCUCAGCCAGAUGUAUUGCUCCAGAAACUCUGAGAGUCGCACAGAAUCUUGUGGGCCCGAACAAUGUUCAUGUGGCUCUUUCCCUUGUUGAAUAUAAACCAGAACUUCAGAAAGCAAUGGAAUUUGUCUUUGGAACAACAUUUGUUUGUAAUAAUAUGGAUAAUGCCAAAAAAGUGGCUUUUGAUAAAAGGAUAAUGACUAGAACUGUUACUCUAGGAGGCGAUGUAUUUGAUCCUCAUGGGACAUUGAGUGGAGGUGCUCGGUCCCAAGCAGCUUCUAUUUUAACCAAGUUUCAAGAACUCAAAGCUGUUCAAGAUGAGCUGAGAAUUAAGGAGAACGAGCUACAGGCUCUAGAUGAAGAAUUAGCAGGUCUUAAAAAUACAGCUGAAAAAUAUCGCCAACUGAAACAGCAGUGGGAGAUGAAAACUGAGGAGGCAGAUUUAUUACAAACCAAACUCCAGCAAAGCUCCUAUCACAAGCAACAAGAAGAAUUAGAUGCUCUUAAAAAAACCAUUGAGGAAAGUGAGGAGACUUUAAAAAACACCAAAGAAAUUCAGAAAAAAGCAGAAGAAAAAUAUGAAGUAUUGGAGAAUAAAAUGAAAAAUGCAGAAGCUGAAAGAGAGAGAGAACUGAAGGAUGCUCAGAAAAAACUGGAUUUUGCCAAAACAAAAGCAGAUGCUUCUAGCAAGAAAAUGAAAGAAAAACAACAGGAAGUUGAAGCUAUCACUCUGGAGCUGGAAGAGCUCAAGAGAGAGCAUGCAUCCUAUAAACAACAGCUUGAAGCUGUGAAUGAAGCUAUCAAAUCCUAUGAAGGUCAGAUUGAAGUAAUGGCAGCUGAGGUGGCUAGAAAUAAGGAGUCCGUAAAUAAAGCUCAAGAAGAGGUAACCAAGCAAAAAGAAGUGAUAACAGCCCACGACAGUGUAAUUAAAGCUAAAUAUGCCGAAGUAGCAACACACAAGGAACAAAACAAUGAUUCUCAGCUUAAAAUUAAGGAAUUGGACCACAACAUCAGCAAACAUAAACGUGAAGCUGAAGAUGCUGCUGCAAAGGUCUCCAAAAUGUUGAAGGACUAUGACUGGAUUAAUGCAGAGAAGCACCUCUUUGGGCAACCUAGUAGUGCCUAUGAUUUUAAAACCAACAACCCAAAAGAAGCUGGUCAGAGGCUUCAGAAGUUGCAAGAAAUGAAGGAGAAAUUAGGAAGAAAUGUCAACAUGCGAGCCAUGAACGUUCUGACAGAAGCUGAAGAGCGGUAUAAUGACUUGAUGAAGAAGAAGAGAAUUGUAGAAAAUGAUAAAUCCAAAAUCCUUGCAACUAUAGAAGACCUUGACCAGAAGAAAAACCAAGCCCUAAAUAUUGCUUGGCAAAAGGUUAACAAGGACUUUGGGUCUAUUUUUUCUACUCUUUUGCCUGGUGCUAAUGCUAUGCUUGCACCACCAGAGGGGCAAACAGUAUUGGAUGGUCUGGAGUUCAAGGUUGCUUUAGGAAAUACUUGGAAAGAAAACCUAACUGAACUUAGUGGUGGUCAGAGGUCUUUAGUGGCUUUGUCAUUAAUAUUGUCCAUGCUCCUCUUCAAACCUGCUCCAAUUUACAUCCUGGAUGAGGUAGACGCAGCCUUGGACCUUUCUCACACCCAGAACAUCGGACAGAUGCUGCGGACUCAUUUCACACAUUCUCAGUUCAUUGUGGUGUCCCUAAAGGAAGGUAUGUUCAACAAUGCAAAUGUCCUUUUCAAAACCAAGUUUGUGGAUGGUGUUUCUACAGUAGCCAGAUUUACUCAGUGCCAAAAUGGAAAGAUUCCAAAGGAAACCACAUCCAAGGCAAAAGGACCCAAAUGACCACUGUUGGAAGAUAAAAGUACAGAUUUACCUUGACCUGUUUUUUAAACAUAAAGACCUUGGGAUUUACUUAUUUAUGUAAAAAUGUAAUGUUGUUUUGUCACUUAACCUGUAUUUUCCUUUAUGUAAUCACUUAUAAAUGAACAUAGAGGCCUCUUUUCUUAAUCAGUGUAACUAUGGUCCAAUUACUGUGAUUGUGAUUUUAUACAUAUCCUCAAAUGUUUUUUCUUACAUAAUUUGUUAUACUAGGGAGCCCAAGAUACCUGGCUAGUAGUGAAUUCUGUUUGUAAAAGCAAAAAAUAAAAAGAAACAGAUGGAAUUAAGUUAUAAGAUAAAUAUAGCUGAUAGUCAGCUUUUGAUUAGUUUAAUUCCUAAGGUAAUAUUAAUGUGUUUUCUGUUAUUAAGCAAAUCAUUUAGGUAAAAAUUAUAAACCAAGUAUCUGGACCAACAAAGGGACACAAAGCAGUUAGGCGGGCAUUGAGCUAUUUGUUGUUAGUUCUGUGAAGAUACAGUGAAUGACAGAGCCCUGAUUGAGCCUCAGGAAAUGUUUUGCAAGAUUUCUCUCACUUUAAUGAUGUUUGGAGAUCAUGUUUCUAUAUGCUUAGUAAUUGGUCUGUGCAAUCUUAAGUUUUUAAAAAAUCUUUAAGAGUAUUUUAAUAGAAGCCUGGGAGGUGUGUUUCUUGCUGCCCUCCUAGUUUAUCUGAAGUCUCUGUUUUCGAAGGCUUUUGUUAGCUUUUUCCAUAAUCCAAUCAGUAGCAACCUAGUGGUGAAUGAGAAUAUUGGAGCCAACACACUAAACCAGAUUUAUCUUUUUCCUUCAGUCUGAUGGAUAAAUAGGUCCAUCUACCAAAGGAACUCAAAAUUUGAUGAUUCUUCUAUUUCUUAGUGUCUUUUGCUUUCAGUUCAAAAGGCUGAAGUUCCUUUAAGAACCCAAAACCACUGACAAACACCGUUAGCUUAGUAUGUAUAGUUCUUAUCAUCUCCAGGGAUAGCACCAGAGAGUCUCCAGCCUGAGUCUUAAGGCUCUCACAUGAUCUUGAAUGUUAUUUUGGCCCUGUGUCCCUUCUCGAUACUUCAGUCUCAGUUCCUUUAUGUUACCUUCCCUAAUACAUGCUUAGGGCUCUUGGCCUUGGCCUUAACAUUCCUCAUCUUUCUCAUACAGCCUUGAGGAUGUCAGAUAACGUCCAGAUAACUGAUACAAUGGUACACAUUGGAAAUGAUUAAAUCUGGAAUUAGUUCUGUCCACUGUCUCCCCCUCUCCUCCCAAAGUUAUAAAUGCUGUGUUACAGGAAGUCUAAUAUCAACUCUAACAGACAGGAGUUUAUUUCCUUUCAAAUGUAUUGCAGCUUGUUUGCCAAAACAGUUCUAUCAGCUCCCAUAUCACUCAGAUCACAUACCUGUCAACCACAACCCAGUCAGCAGUCGCUGUCGGUUUUAGCACUUCUGAUUUGCUAGUUAUAAAAUGGCACUUCAUUGCUACUUUAACAUUUGAUAAAUAAUGUGUAAGGUUGAAUAUUUGGACAUCUGAACUAAUUUUCUUUACUACUUUUGUAUUUGCAUCCUUAAUUUUUGUCCUAUAUAUAAUUUUGCUUUUUGAUGAAAAUCCUCAAACAUACUAUAUUUUUUGUUGAGUCACGUAAGUGUAUUUUGAUUAGAAGAUGACAUGAUGGGAAGACUUCAAAGGUCUGCAAUAACAUGAGCUGCCUUUACUGAGCUCUCUCUAGACAUCAGAUGCUAUUCUCCUUUGUGUAUGUUUUCACAUUUGCGAUAAGCACUGUUGACCGGCACACAGAAUUAAGGAAGUUGAAUGGAGCAGAAGAGUUAACAGACUUGUCCGCGGUGAUAAUAGUGAGAGGCAGAGCCAGGACGCCCGUCUUGGCGGUUGGGCCCCAGAAUCCGUGACAUAUUACCUUUCUGACAGUUUGAACAUUUGUGUUCAUUGUACAUAAUAAAUUUAAGACACACCUGGAUGAGCAGUAUGAGAAAAUUAUUUCUAGGAAGAAUGUCAAACAUUUGAAAAGGAUUCCUUAUGGGGUUUUUUUGUUUGAUUUUGUUGGGUUUGGGCAUUUCAGGUAUCCUAGCAAAUCCAAAAGCAAAAACUUGAGACUCCCUCUUCUGACCUGGUAAAGUAAUCGGAUAGGCCAACCACUCCCGCAGUGAGCUCGUCUACAAAUCAGGACAGGUUUUCUUCCUUUGUGAUCUUUGUGCCUUUAUUUCCCUUUCUUACUGUAGUGGCUUGAAGUUCCAGCACUGUGUGGUGUAAGUAAGAGCUGGCGUUAUCUGCCUUUUUCCCAGGAUUCUGAGGAAAGCGGUCAGUCUUUCACCACCCAAGUAUAAUGUUAGCCAUAGGCUUUUGGUGUGUAUUCUUUAUCAAGUUAAAGACAUUUCCUUCUGUUCCUAGUUUGGUCACUUUUAUCAUGGAUGGGUUAUGGAAUUUUAUUCAUUCCUUUUUCUGCAUUGUUAUGAUCAUGUAACUGCUUUAACCUGUUAAUAGUAUGAAUGACAUUGCUUAAUUUGUGAUUAAACCAGCCUGGUAUUCCUGAAUUAAACCCUACAUGGUCAUGGUCCAUAAUUUUUCCUUA
Suricata suricatta (meerkat) is the source of this 6370-nucleotide messenger RNA. RefSeq names its product structural maintenance of chromosomes 2 (gene SMC2). The record is from RefSeq and is a predicted model, not a curated record. The transcript is spliced from 25 exons. Gene Ontology annotation, molecular function: ATP binding; protein binding; ATP hydrolysis activity. Gene Ontology annotation, cellular component: chromosome. Lineage: Eukaryota; Metazoa; Chordata; Mammalia; Carnivora; Herpestidae. The coding region runs from base 213 to 3788 and encodes 1191 amino acids. Gene Ontology annotation, biological process: chromosome organization.